AUGCGUUUGCGUCAGCUUGUUGAGGAGUAUUUCAAAAACUCAACAUUGCAUGGAGCAAAAUUCAUAGUGGACAAAGAUGCAUCAUGGCUAGAGCGAUUGUUUUGGGCGUUAUGCCUAGUGGCAUCGUGGAUGGCUUCGUGGCAGCUGAUAAAAGCUUCAUUGGAUGCUUUUGAGCACAAUGCCAUCAGUUUUGUGGUGGAGAGUUCCUAUCGGGAUUGGGACACCAAUUUUCCCGCAAUCGUUGUUUGUGAAUCAAAGAACAUGGAUCGCAUACAGGAAGUGGCGGAGCAGCUCUGGGGCGCCGAUCAUGACUUCACUUUGGAGGAAGUGCUUAGCGAGAUUUCAUUCUUUCGUGGCGAAUCCUAUCACACCGUGCAUGAAUGUGGCGGUGAGGAGCCGGCGGAAAACUGCUUUUACUCGAAUUUCUCUUAUUACGCUCAAUUGGUGCGCAGCAGCUGUCAGGACUCGAUACAAAAUUGUAUGUGGAAUGACAAGGCCUUUGAGUGCUGUAAAUACUUCCAUCGCAUGGAAACGGAACUGGGCAUUUGUUAUGCCAUUAACUCUUUACAGGCGGGUAAAAACAAUGGCCCCAAGCUGAAUAUGUACUCAAAUCGCUAUACUGGACCCGGAUCCUUGAAAAUGGAACUGCACACUGAAGCCACUGUUUUUAUACUUGGUGAGGAGGAGGUGCCCACCUUUGUUACACCAAAAACGGAUUACCUAUUGGUUGGGCCGUACGUGUCAUUUGUUCGCCACAUCUCCAAGCGAGACAUUCAAAACGACGAUCAAAUUCGUGAAACAAGUGUGGCUCAGCGCAAUUGUCGCUUUAGCGAUGAAAAUAAUUUGGACGUACACCGUUACUACAGUUAUUCCGCUUGCACGGUGCAGUGUCGCAAGGAUCGCCAGAUCGAAUUCUGCAAUUGUUCCAGUCAUCUUUCGCCGAACACACCCGAUUGGCAGAUGUGCAAUAUGGACGGGCUGGAGUGUUUGAAUCGCAAUUACGAAGAUUUAUCGGUUAUCAUUGCCAAGUGGUCACGUGGACGUAAGGGGCUGGUGUGUGAUUGUCUGCCCUCCUGCACAGAAGUUGACAUUUCUACGGUGCAUGACAGCAAAGAAAACAUUUUUGAAAAUCAGAAUCCAUUGGCGAAAGUUGAGAUUUCGCUUAUUGAAUUGCCCACAGAGCGCUACAAACGAAAUGUUGUGCGUGGAAAGUUGGAUCUAGUGGUAUCCAUUGGCGGCACAACCGGCCUUUUCGUUGGCGCCAGUCUCUUGAGCUUCGUGGAGAUAAUUUAUUACAUUACAAUACGCCCUUAUGGCACCAUGCUGUCGGAGAAGCGACAAAUGCGUCAAAAAUUGCAGAUUUCAUAA
This is a messenger RNA of Bactrocera neohumeralis, 1368 nucleotides long. RefSeq names its product sodium channel protein Nach. Gene Ontology annotation, molecular function: ligand-gated sodium channel activity. The record is from RefSeq and is a predicted model, not a curated record. The coding region runs from base 1 to 1368 and encodes 455 amino acids. The transcript has 8 exons. Gene Ontology annotation, cellular component: membrane. Lineage: Eukaryota; Metazoa; Arthropoda; Insecta; Diptera; Tephritidae. Gene Ontology annotation, biological process: sodium ion transmembrane transport.